Molecule: messenger RNA, 3338 nt
Organism: Mobula hypostoma (lesser devil ray)
Lineage: Eukaryota; Metazoa; Chordata; Chondrichthyes; Myliobatiformes; Myliobatidae
Gene: gnpda2
Product: glucosamine-6-phosphate deaminase 2
Exons: 7
Coding region: 155-988 (277 amino acids)
Biological process (GO): D-glucosamine catabolic process; N-acetylneuraminate catabolic process; carbohydrate metabolic process
Cellular component (GO): cytoplasm
Molecular function (GO): identical protein binding; glucosamine-6-phosphate deaminase activity
Source: RefSeq, a predicted model, not a curated record
GGCCGGAGGUGACGUCAGCUGAGCCGCGUGGUUGUCAUUUGUGGAAGUGUGAUCAUGUGAUCGCGGAGUCUCGUGAUCCAGGUGUACCGAGCGGACGAUCAAACUGAGACUGACAAUCUUUCCUUGGAGAGGGAGAGAGAGAUUAUUCACUACAAUGCGGUUGGUUAUUCUGGAUGACUAUGACAAGGCCAGUGAAUGGGCAGCCAGUUACAUCUGCAAUUCCAUUGUUCAAUUCAGGCCAGGCCCAGAUCGUUACUUUACUUUGGGUUUGCCUACAGGGAGCACGCCUUUUGGAUGUUACAAAAAGCUGAUUGAAUAUCAUAAAAGUGGCCAUCUCUCAUUUAAAUAUGUGAAGACGUUCAACAUGGACGAAUAUGUUGCACUUCCAAGGGAUCAUCCAGAAAGUUACCAUUCCUAUAUGUGGAAUUCCUUUUUUAAGCACAUCGACAUAGAUCCGAAAAAUGCUCAUAUUCUUGACGGUAAUGCACCAGAUCUGCAAGCAGAGUGUGAUGUAUUUGAACAGAAAAUCGCUGAUGCCGGAGGAAUUCAGCUCUUUGUCGGAGGUAUUGGUCCUGAUGGACAUAUCGCUUUCAAUGAACCCGGGUCUAGCCUGGUGUCAAGAACAAGGGUGAAAACAUUAGCCAAAGAGACCAUUCUUGCUAAUGCCAGAUUUUUUGAUGGUGAUCUGUCCAAAGUACCUACCAUGGCAUUAACUGUUGGUGUCGGAACAGUGAUGGAUGCUAAAGAGGUAAUGAUUCUCAUCACAGGAGCGCACAAAGCAUUUGCAUUGUACAAGGCAAUAGAGGAGGGUGUCAAUCAUAUGUGGACCGUUUCUGCCUUCCAGCAGCACCCACGAACAAUCUUUGUUUGUGAUGAGGAUGCUACUUUGGAGCUUAAGGUUAAAACUGUGAAAUAUUUCCAAGGUUUAAUGCAUGUUCAUAAUAAACUUGUGGAACCAUUGCACAGUAUGAAAAGUUACAAUGAUUGAAGAAAACGAGAGAAAACUUCCCAUAAUUCAGCUGACCGGAACCUGAAAAGGACAUUGCUAAGUUGGAUUCUAUGCAACCUCUUUUUAUAUAUUGAAGAAUUAAUGUAAACUACGCAAAGUGAUUGUGACUUAAUUUAGAAACUGCUCUUGGGUAUUCAAAAUUCUUUUGUUUUAUGACAGUGUUCUUAGUACUUGGAAGGCCAUUACCUAUGAAUGCUUAGCUGCUCAAGAUUAACUGCUUAAAAAAAAAAGGAAUGAUGGGAAUCAUCCACAGGCAGUCCCAAGGUUAUAUUUCUGAGAACUUGUUUACUCUAGCUACCUGUAUUAUAUAAGUCUGCACAUAUUUCCUCUAAUUUCAUUUCAAUGGACACAGAAUAAUACAGUAGAUACAGUAAUGAAGUGAACAGGGAGCUGAGGAGGUGGAAGAUGGUGGAAAUGAGGAAGGUGCUGGUUGUUCAGUUUUCCUUAGGAUGACUGGAUGGAAUAUGGCCACCACUUCCAUAAUGUGCCAGUGUCUCGUUCAUGCCUUUAAAGAAUCAUAAAAAAGGGGUCCGUUUUCUCAAAUCAAGUCAUUGCCAACACAAUCUCACAGAAUGCAUUGUCAUUUCCUUAUUGUUGGAACAUUGUGAUUUUUUACAUCUGUUUCGUCUUGUGGCUCAACUUUGCCACCUUUCGUGCUUCGCACUCCACCAGAUCGUCUUUUGAAAGUUCAACUUUAUGACACCCUGAACAUCAAUUUCCACUUCAGGCUGUUUGGCAAGCUUCAAUCUAUCAUCAUCUUGUAAGUUUCAUCUUUCUGGAAGCCCCUUAAAGCUGUGUACAAACUGGAGGCACAGCUUAUUCCAUACCUUAUUCAAUAAAAAUUCAGUAACCUCUUCCCAGGCCUCAUCAGUGUUCUAGAUGCCUUGAUAAAUGUUCUAUGAUUUGUAAAUAUCAAAGAUUUUCCAGUCAGUCUUUCUCAUAGCAAAGAUCCUACCAAGAAGAUAAAGAUUUGGAAAAUUUGCAGUGAACACCUCUCCCACCACCUCCUCCCCCACACCCAGAUCAUAGCUUGGACAAGUGAAGUUGUGUUUAAUGGAGGAAAUGUAUCUUUUACAUUCCUGUGAUAAUUUUGUGAAUGUGCUGGUGUCCAGGAGCAUUAUUAACCACAGCAAAAUCUUGAAUGGAAUGUCCUAGCCUCUACAGUGUUUGCUAUUUCAAGAAUAAUCGAUUUAUGGACCAGCCUCCCAAUUGCUAAUGUGACUCAACCCUUUGUAUUUGCAUGGAAGUUCAUUGGUAAGGUCACCUUGCUGAUAUGGUUAAAUAAUUGUGGGUAUUCCAAAUUAUAUGCAAGCUGUAUUACCUCCAAGCAAAAGGAUGAGCUGAUCUUUUGCAUCCUUAAAACUAGGCAUUUUUCUCCCUCUUUGGAAAAGUGAAGUUCUAUCCCAGAUUAAAGAUUUGCUGUGCCAUGUAGCCUCCAAUGUAUUUUUUAGACAUUUCAGGAAACAAUUCUGCUUUUCUAUCAGUAUUGACAGUCUUGCUACACAUUUUCAUAUUAUGUGAAUCAGCACAAGUAUUGUCUAGUCAACAGAUGGGAUCAGCAUCAUCAAUGUCUUAGGAAGAACUUCUGGCUUUAUCUUGAAUCAGCUUUGGGCAAAGUGGAAUGCUCUCUUAAAUAUGAUCUUCUAGCUAUAAAGUAACUUCUUCAUCUCACAGCACCUGAUCGUUGCUUUGUUAUCACAAUUGACUUUAAAGAUGCCAAAACUUUUACAUGUUCCUUUUCUACAUUCCUUAUCUUUAAAUAGCUUUAAGUAUUGAGAUGAGAUGAAAUGAAGUUUUGUCUCCUUCAUACUUAAACUGCUUUAAAUUGAUCACUUUACUCUUGUGUGAAGGACCAUUACUCUUGCUACUACUUUAUCACUUUCAUCUCAUUAUUACAGUGCAAUUAAGGUUGAUUAUUCUCAGUAUUAUGAGUCAGUGUAGCUGAUGCCUGCAUUGUGCUACUAAUGUGACUGCAUAUAUAGACACUGCUUCCUACUUUUGUAUUCAUUUACAUUGCACUAGUUUUCAAUUUUAUAACUGUCCUAUGUUUAUUUUUGUUAAAACUAUACCUGGGAAAAUUUGCUUGCAGUUGGUUUUCUGAAAGUCAUGUUAUCCAUUACCUGGGUAACUCCUGUACUUGUAAAGUAUAAUUAUGUUUACAGAAUACUACAUAAAAGAUUCCAAAUUUCAAUUACCUCAAUUUUUUUUGCUUCCAUUCAGUACUUAGGAAUUAAAAUGUGCACACAAAGGACCAAUAUGCUGAAAUAUAAAAGUUUCUGUUAUUGUAAGCUUCAUUAGCAUCUGUGGAAAUAUUAAAUAAGUAAUGUUU